UACAAUAUAUGUAUCCUCAACAAUUAUGAAUAGUUGAAGAUUAUCUCGUAUCAGUUAGCAAUUUUUUUCUUCCACCAACCAACAAUAAUUUGCGGAGAAAUCAGUGAAUGAGUGGAGUGCCACCUUAAAAGGAAAUAAUAAAUGGUGCAAAAACACAAAAGGCCAUUGAAUUGAUAUUGUCGGGCGAAGACCUAGAAUUUCCAGAAAAUAAUCUAUAAAAGGAAAAUUCAUUUUCUUCCUACUCCAGUUACGUUCUGCAUAUUCGUUAAAAUCAAAUCAUUGUUGAAAAAAUAUGACUGCAUGUGGAAAGAAUAAAUCGAAUAUGCUGCGAAUAACAGUCUUGUUCGUUUUUGUUUGUUGCAUGUUUGUGCAUCUUGAAGCCUAUAAGACUGGUUCCAGGAAUACCAAACCAAUUGGUAUAUGUAUCAGAAAUUGUGCCAUUUGCAAAAAGAUGUACGGGCCCUAUUUUGAUGGAGAACUUUGUGGUGAUGCUUGUAUUAAAUUCAAAGGGAAGAUCAUUCCAGAUUGUGAUGAUAUAUCUUCAGUUGCACCAUUCUUGAAUAAGUUAGAUUAAAAGUGCGAUUUAUCUACUACAAUACUCUGAAAACUGAAUAAAAAUGGAAUAUUUACCAUAAUGUACCUAUGAAUGGUACGAUUUUAUUGAAUUUGUUAAUGUAUUAUUUAAUAAGUCUGUUGAAACAAUUUUGUUGCUAAUUUAUUUUGUUAAUAAUUUAUUCUACUGUAGAAUAUGAUAUAAUAUACCAACCCAAAAACUUCAAAUGUAA
Messenger RNA from Harmonia axyridis, 785 nucleotides. RefSeq names its product eclosion hormone. Gene Ontology annotation, molecular function: ecdysis-triggering hormone activity. Bases 293 to 574 code for a protein of 93 amino acids. The record is from RefSeq and is a predicted model, not a curated record. The transcript is spliced from 3 exons. Gene Ontology annotation, biological process: ecdysis, chitin-based cuticle; neuropeptide signaling pathway. NCBI's taxonomy places the organism in Eukaryota, Metazoa, Arthropoda, Insecta, Coleoptera, Coccinellidae.